UUUUAUAAGCGUGUCUGUAAGUUGCAGCAAAUCGUUUUAUCUGUCGAAUCGAACUGAAAAAUCAAAUUGUCGAUUUUGGCAAGUAAUUUCGAAGAGUGAUGCCGUUUAAAAUAGUCCAGACGGUAGAAAACGGAGAGCUAUGCCUCUCAAUAGUGCCAUCGAGGUGGGAGGACAUGGGCAUUCUUCGCUGGCCCAAGAAAUCGGCUGUCGGCAGAUUAUGCCUAAUCGAAGAUUCUCUCCCUAGUGAAAGCUGGGAAAAAAUGGCGUGUAUACCAAAACGGGAAUUUCGAACAUACGCCGAAGCGAACUUGGAGCUGGAACGCAUGGAGGCGGCACCGGACACAGAAAUAGAAGAAAACGUUGAGCCGGCAGUUCAAAAAGUUGCCCGGAAAACGGCAACCAAAAAUCCAUUGGGCGUUAAGAAGGAUUUUAACUUAUUCCUGCCAAAUUCGCAACUUGCGAAGAAUGAAUGUGCCCUAGAGGAAGAACAUAUCGACAGCAAUGAUAUGGCUACUCACGAUGAAAAUGAUAUGAUCGAAUAUAUGGAGGAAGAAGGCUAUGGCUAUGAUGAGCUCGCUAACCAACAACACGUUCAAGAACUCGUUCAAGAAUACAGUGUGGUUGAAGAGCAUCCGUGUGCAGAAUCUAUUCCGAACACUGCGGAAAGUUGUGGCAACAUCAUACCGGAUGCAACGCUGGCGGCCAUUGUUGCUAAUCAAACUUUAUUGCAUAAAAAUCAACUAAAAAUAAUGACGAGUCUGGCACAGAUAAUUACAUCUUUCGACAUUCUAAAUAAGAAGGUGUUUGUUAUUGAGAAGAAUGUGAAAGCUGAAACUAAGCCGGCCGAAAAUGUGUUCAGGCCUGUAACAACUGUUAAUGAUUUGGUGCGUCUGGAAGAAGAAUUAAAAAGUGAUACUAAGAUGCAGCAGUACGUGCGGCAGCUUAGCAGCGUCUGUGGGACGUCCGGAAAAUCAGACGGGGUUACCAGUGCGUACAAGUUGAUCGACUAUAUGGCAACGCGAGAAUUCAUGAAUAUGUGCUCCUGGACAGGACUAACUCGGGACAACACAGAGCCCCCCGCCGGAGAAGCACAAGGUGCAGUUGAGGUCAAUUUGGGGAAAAUUCCUCUCAAAUUUUACUCGAAGUUCCGCGAACUUUUCUUCAAAGUUAUCCAACUAGCGGACAAAGAUUUUGCUGAAUCAACCAGUGACAAAUUCUUUAAAGGAAUAAUGAAAAACAGCAAGCAACGUUUAACAUCGAAGGUCACAUCUACGCAUAAAAAUCGACCAAAGAAAUUGCAAUACGGACCCAACAAAAACAACGAGAACACCCCAAUCGAAUGAAAGCGUCUUUGUUGAGUUGUUUAUCUAUAUUUUCUUCCUGGUUGUUGAUUACAUUUUUAAGAACAUGAAUAAAACGUUGUAGUUAAGCAUUUAUUGAUGUUAUUUAUUUUCAAGCUAGUGCUGAAAUGGCCUAGGCAGUACUUGUUGUCUCCAUAUAGAUAAGGGGCAUUUCACAAAUUACGUAACGCUUUAGGGGGAGGGAGGGGGUCACGUUGAGCGUUACGAUCAACACAAAAAAAUAAACCUUCCAUACAAAAAGUAUUACGUGGGGGAGGGUCAUCUAAUUUUACGUUACGUAAUUUGUGAAAGAACCCUUAAUCGUCGUCUACCACGCAAUACGAAACUAGCCUUCCAUCUGAUUGAUCCUUUAGAAUUUUUAAAUUCAUCGUAGAGCUCAAGUAUUUCACAAUUCAAGACAAAAUUUUCA
This is a messenger RNA of Armigeres subalbatus, 1770 nucleotides long. RefSeq lists its product as uncharacterized. The transcript is spliced from 2 exons. NCBI's taxonomy places the organism in Eukaryota, Metazoa, Arthropoda, Insecta, Diptera, Culicidae. The coding region runs from base 99 to 1343 and encodes 414 amino acids. The record is from RefSeq and is a predicted model, not a curated record.